Molecule: messenger RNA, 1731 nt
Organism: Entrophospora candida
Lineage: Eukaryota; Fungi; Glomeromycota; Glomeromycetes; Entrophosporales; Entrophosporaceae
Source: the annotation of a GenBank genome assembly
AUGGCUAAUCCAAUCCAAAUACCCGCUGGUCUUAAGCUUGAUCAAGAAGAACAAAAAGUCUUUUAUAGAUUGGUUAGACGAGCACGAUUAAGAUUUAAUGCCUUGCAAGACAAUAAUGCAAAACUUGUUUAUAUACAAGCACUUGUGGAUAGGAAAAAAUCUGAUCGUGAAAAAUCGGACUUUGAACAAAAAAUAAUUUACGAUGUAAAUCUUUUGAUCAUCUUUUUUGAAGUUAAUAUUAAACAUUGUAUUUUUGGACCUAUGAAAGAAAGAAGUGUAGUAACUGCUUUUUUAUCUGUUUCAGAACACGUCGAUGAAAAUUUUGGUCAAGGUGAUGAAAUAUUGUUGUUGAAACGCAGCGAAAAAGUUAGAACAUACAAAAAUUUUUGGGCAGGAAUUAGUGGAACAAUAGAAGUUCAAGAUAAAUCGCCUUUUGAUCGUGCACUGAUUGAAAUAAACGAGGAAACAAGUUUAUCACCAAAUGAUAUUAUAUUGAUACGGGCCAGCAAGCCAAUUUUUGUGAGAGCAGAAGACAUCAAUACAAUAUGGAAAAUUCAUCCAUUUCUUUUUCGACUUGUAUCUAAAGAUUUGAAAAAUAAAAUAAGAAUAGAUUGGGAACAUGAAAAAUUCCAAUGGAUCAAACCAAACGAAUUAAACGAUUUCAACAAAACGGUCCCAAAUCUAAAAGAUACUUUUUAUAGAGUAUAUUUACCAAUCGAUGUUCAUCAAGGAAUAUUAAACAUUCGUCAUGAUAAAAAAUCAGGAGCCCAGCAGUUAGCAAACAAAGCUUUAGAUAUUUUUUAUCAAAUGAUCAAGACAAAAUCUUAUGAUAAUGGAAAUAUUAAAGAUUAUAAAGGAUUUCUUUUAACUUUGUUAAAUGUUGGAUGGCAUUUAGUUCAAGCAAGACCUAAUAAAUGCGAGGAAAUGAUACUUGAGAGGAUUGUUGAAUUAAAGACAAAAUUCAAGGAAUCUGAUCAAAAAAUAAUUGAACAUUUUAUGGACAUUUUAUCUUCAAAUAUCCAAAUUCAAAAUCAAAUAUUACACAUAAUGACAAUCAGUUAUUCAUCCACGAUUUAUUCAAUACUUUUAAAUUUAAUUCAAAAAUUUGCAAAUGAAUCAACAAAUAAGUUGAUAAUUACUGUGCUGGAGUCUAGACCAUUGAAUGAAGGAGCCGAUGAAAUUAAUGGAGACAAUGGAAAUGUAACCAAUAAGAUCGGAUCAUUGCCUUUAGCUAUAGCUGCAAAAUCUCAUAAUAAAUCUGUUUACGUGAUUUCUAAAUCUGAUAAAAUAAUUGGCAGCUAUAAUGAAAUUAUUAAGUCUUACGAUGAUGUCGAAGAAUGGAAAAGAAUUAUUCAACAAAAUGGGAAUUUGUUCAAAGUUAGAAAUGUUUAUUUUGAAAAAAUUAAUUUUGAUUAUAUUGAUGGAUAUGUGACUGAACUUGACUCAACUCUAUUAAGAGUUCAAGAUAUAAAGAAGUUGUGGGAUGAUAGAAAAUCGGACGGCCAAAUUUUUGGAAUUUUGGAGUCUGAAUCAGAGUAUAUAACGAUGAAAAACACAUAUGGUGGAUUAUGUGUUGGAUUAUACUCUUCAAAUGACCCACCUCGUGAAUGUGAAAAUCAAUGUGCAUCAAACAUUUGUAAAGAUCAUGAACUAUUAAAGCUUUUAUCAAAAUAUGAAAACAAAUAUCACCAAAUAUUAUAUGUUGGAGAUUCUUUUAAAAUGUCAAGAUAA